Molecule: messenger RNA, 3052 nt
Organism: Cyanistes caeruleus (blue tit)
Lineage: Eukaryota; Metazoa; Chordata; Aves; Passeriformes; Paridae
Gene: SLC35A1
Product: solute carrier family 35 member A1
Biological process (GO): pyrimidine nucleotide-sugar transmembrane transport
Cellular component (GO): Golgi membrane
Molecular function (GO): pyrimidine nucleotide-sugar transmembrane transporter activity
Source: RefSeq, a predicted model, not a curated record
AGCACAGAUUUUAAAUAGCAGUUUAGAAACAAGAUGUUCCCAAGGACUUUCACUUCUAACAUUUAAAUGCGUAGCAUUCUGGGAUUUUACUGAAGUUUUAAUGCAACAAUUGCUUGUUAAAAUACUGUCUUUAAGUGAAAAACCCCAGGAGUCACUCAAAUGUUACAACUCUAGCCUUAGAGCAGAAUUGUCAAGAAGGCAAAACCAACUUGGCCCUGUUUGUUUGUGCUGGUGUUAACCCAACCCAAUGAGUGUAGAUCAAGGCUGGGAGGUUGAGAAGAGGGCAUCAGUCUUGGGUGGUUCUGGCACCUUUUUAUGUCUCUAGCAAUUUCUUGUCUAAACAGUGUACCUGGGUGACCACACUGCAAACCAUAGGAACUUGACUUCAGGGGAUAUUUUUGAAAGCUCAGUUUUGCUUAUGUUUGAAACACCGAAGUAUAACAGAGAAAAAGUUUUUAGCUUUAUAUCAUUGUGGCAAAGAAAUAAGUGCUAGGUCUGAUCAGUGUAACUGCAGACAGUAUUUCUGUUUAUGAAAACCCAAGUUAUUUGAGCUUCAGGAUAAAACAUCUCAAAUGGAAACAGGGGGUACUUUAAAAUAGAGAUCCUUUUCAUGACAAUAGACUUCCUCGAGCUGCAUGUUCACAGUGUCCAGGUGAUCGCUAAGGUUUCUAAAUCUCUUUCUUUUGUGUGUGUGCAUUGUGAUGCUGUGUGGUUUCCUGGCUUGUAGCAAGACAAGCUUGUGACAAUGAAGCACUUUUUCUGUGGCAUUGUGCAGGAUAGCAUUCUCUUUUUGUUUUCCAAGAUGUUUGGGUUAAUUUUUAGAAGUUACACAACAUUGACAAAUGCCCAGAUCAUUAUUUAAAAAAACAAAGUGUGAGGGGAGCACUAAGAAAGAACUUUGCUAAAUGUUUUUUGAUUAAAUGAUUUUCUCUGUUGGGAUAAUAAACUAAUUAUUUAGUAGCAGCUAUAUGUGCUGCUCCUCCAUGCUUUUAAAUUACGAGCAGGCACCAAUGAUUAGAUUUAUUAAUUAAAAUAUCAAUGCAAUCACUAGCUGCAGCUUUUUCUUUUUUUUUUUUCCAGAGAAAAAUACCCUGUCACUUCUUUAUGAAACACUUUCUCUUGCUGUGAUCUCUCUAUAUUAUCAUUUGCUUUGAGGAUCUUAUGUUACAGUUCUUACCAACAAACUGGUAUUUCAAGAAUCCAGAAAUACAUUUUAUUUAAAAGCAAACCGAUGACUGAAGUUUCAUUUUAUCCCACUUCAUUCUUUUCCACUGGAGAAGGUACUGCAGUGCUGUAAAAUACUGGGAAACGCAAUUGUAAUUUCCAUCUCGGUUUUGUCGCGGCAGAAACGUGUCGGUGGCUACGAGCCUGGCAAUCAGAAAUACGUGUGUGAGAUUCCUGGAUGCUCGCUGCCAAUGAAACAGCUCCGAGAAGCGGCCGGGUGGAGCAGGAUGUUCUCCAGGAUAUCCAGGCGGGACGGAGCUCAACUCGAUGGUUCGGCGCGGGCGGCGGGGCGCUCUGGGCGGCCGCGCCGCACUCUAUGGUGCGAUGGGAGGAGCGGCGGGGCACGGCGGGCGGCUCCGGCCCGGCGGUCCUGGAGCCUUCGGCGAGCACCAUGUCGCCUCCGAAAGAAAAUGUCAGCUUACUGUUCAAGCUGUACUGCCUCAUGGUGAUGACCCUGGUUGCUGCCACGUACACGGUGGCACUGCGGUACACCAGGACAGUGGAGACAGAACUCUACUUUUCAACGACGGCUGUGUGUGUCACUGAAGUUAUCAAGUUGUUCCUGAGCGUGGGCAUCCUGGCUAAAGAAACCGGAAGUCUCACAAGGUUAAUAACAUCUUUAAAAGAAAAUGUAUUUGGAAGUCCUAAAGAAUUGUUAAAAUUAAGUGUUCCAUCUGUGGUGUACGCUCUCCAAAAUAACAUGGCCUUCGUGGCUCUUAGCAACUUGGAUGCUGCAGUCUACCAGGUGACAUACCAGUUGAAGAUCCCUUGUACAGCUUUAUGUACGGUCCUGAUGCUGAACCGUACCCUUAGUAAGUUGCAGUGGUUCUCUGUCUUCAUGCUAUGUGGUGGUGUUACCCUUGUUCAGUGGGAGCCUGCUCAGGCUACAAAAGUACAGGUGGAGCAGAACCCAUGGCUAGGGUUUGGAGCGAUUGCUGUGGCAGUGCUGUGUUCAGGAUUUGCAGGAGUUUAUUUUGAAAAGGUGUUAAAGAGUUCAGAUACUUCCUUGUGGGUGAGGAACAUUCAGCUGUACUUAUCUGGGAUUGUGGUGAAUUUAUUUGUUGUGUACAUGUCAGAUGGAGCCAAAGUUCUUGAGAAAGGGUUUUUCUAUGGCUACACAUACUACGUCUGGUUUGUUGUCUUUCUGGCCAGCGUGGGUGGCAUCUACACCUCGGUGGUUGUUAAGUACACAGAUAACAUCAUGAAAGGCUUUUCUGCAGCGGCAGCCAUUGUUCUCUCUACAGUGGCAUCAUACACCCUCUUUGGCCUCCAGAUAACUGUUACCUUCUCCCUGGGUGCUUUCCUGGUGUGUAUUUCUAUUUACCUCUAUGGAUUACCUCGACAAGACACCACAAAAAUCCAGCCCUCAGAGACUAAAAGCUCAAAAGAGAGACUUGCUACUGUGUGAUGUUGUCCAUAAAAAUGGACAGAUGGACAAGAGAAAACACAAACUUUAAAAAAAACUGUAUUUUUUUUCCAAAAUUAGCCUUAAGCUAGUCAUGAAAUGGUUUAAGUGGGAUAGACUAAAAGCAGAAGUUAGUUCUGUCUUACCUGUGUUGUUUCCAGCGGCUGACACUGAGGCUACACUGCAGCUGAGGAGCUGGCUGGGUAUUUUAUGGAAGGUAUUCUUCAUUCACAUCGUCAAUGAAGAGUCUCAUUUACAAGGAAAACCCAAUGAAGGAACUGAUCACUCAAUUGUAUAUAAUGUAUAUAAUAGAGAUAAAUCGGUUCUUUGUGUAUUUGAUAAACUGUCUUGCUCUUUGAGGGCAGAAAUGCCUGAAAGCUUUGUAAAAAAAAAAAACUAUUAAAAAAGCAACAACUGCCAGAA